AAGGGGUGUGUGGGGCUUUUGGGGCUUUAUGGGUAUAGAGUUGGUGAGCUUAAUUACAUUUUGUUACUUAUCAGUGAUAGUUUAAUUUGUGUUUAGUGCGACUAAGUUAUGGGUAGGAAGCCUUGCUGCGACAAACUUGGAGUGAAAAAGGGGCCGUGGACAGCUGAGGAAGACAAGAAACUCGUCAACUUUAUUGCCACCAAUGGCCAGUGUUGCUGGCCUGCUGUUCCUAAGCUCGCCGGCCUCCGCCGCUGUGGCAAGAGCUGCCGCCUACGAUGGACUAAUUAUCUUCGCCCUGACUUGAAGAGGGGCCUUCUUUCUGAGGAUGAAGAACAGCUGGUCAUCGACCUUCAUGCCCGUCUUGGCAAUAGGUGGUCGAAGAUUGCAGCCAGUUUGCCAGGCAGAACCGAUAAUGAGAUCAAGAACCACUGGAACACCCACAUCAAGAAAAAGCUUCUUAAACUGGGAAUCAACCCGGUUACUCAUGAAACUUUGAACAAAGAAUCCAAACCUGAAGGAAGUUGUUCCCAUGCUGAAAAUUCUGCGGAUAAUAAUAUCACCAUCUCAUCGGAGGAUAAUUAUUCCACUAAUGCUACAACAACUGAUAAUUGCUCGACCGGUGACAACUCCAACUUGUUUGACAGAAUCUGCAACGAUGAAUCAUUAUUGACCAGCUUAUGGCUCGAUGAACCUCCCCUGGUUGAUACUUCAUGGAACAGUACUGCCACACCAGCAGCAACAGAUACUUGUAAUAAUGAGACAAGGUUGCCAUCAUGGGAGGAUAACAGCGCAUGGUUGCUGGAUUGUCAGGAUUUUGGGAUCAUUGACUUUGGGUUCGAUUGCCUAAACGAAAAUGACCUAAACACCAGCAAAACAGUAGCCUGAUCAUCCCCCUCCCCAACCCCCGCGAGUAGUUGUGAGUAAAAAAAAAAAAGCUUAGAGAAACAUGUCAUCUUUUAUCAUUGGAAUCAU
Messenger RNA from Hibiscus syriacus, 972 nucleotides. RefSeq names its product MYB-like transcription factor ODO1. NCBI's taxonomy places the organism in Eukaryota, Viridiplantae, Streptophyta, Magnoliopsida, Malvales, Malvaceae. The record is from RefSeq and is a predicted model, not a curated record. Bases 109 to 885 code for a protein of 258 amino acids. The transcript is spliced from 2 exons.